AUGAUUACAAUGUAUAAAUGGUCGAUAAUAUCAUUAUUAUUUGUUAUAAUUAAAAUUAAUUGUAUGGAUAAUAUUUGUUAUUAUAUGGUUACUAAAUCUGAUAACAAUAUUGAUAGUUGUAUUAGUGAUCAAUGUUAUAAAUAUAUUGAUCCAUAUUCAAUUAUGGUUACACCAAAUAAUUGUAAAACAAAUUUACUUUAUUUAUCAUUUUCAUCAUAUAAAAAUUAUAGUUUAUUUAUUAAUCGAAUAAAAUGGAAAUUAUCUGAUUUAUUUCCAUCAAGAUCAAUUAAUGGAAUUCGUCUUUUGAGAAUAUUUAUUAAUUAUAUUGAUUAUGAUGAUCAACCAGUUAAUCAUAAUGAAUUAAUUCGUUUAGGAAAUCAUAUUGAUUUAUAUGAAUUAUUUAUUAAAAAUCUUCCAAAUAAUUAUUAUCUUGAUCAAUUAAUACAUUAUGAUCAAAAUUAUCCUCAAUGGUAUAUUAUCAAAGUUCAAUUUAUUUGUAAUUCAUUGAUAACAUAUAAUGAAAAUGCUUGUUCAAGUAAAAUUGUUAUACCAUCAUUAUUUUCUCGUCAACAUCAAUUAUUUACAAAAAAAGAAAAUUUUCUAUUAAAUAAUUCUUCAUUAAUAACCUAUUCUAAUAUUCAAUCAUAUGAACAAAAUCAAAAAUCAAUUUAUAAUAUAAUUAUUAUUUUAAUACCAUUAUUGAUUAUAUUGGUUGUAUUAAUCGUUUCUAUAUUGGUCUAUAGAAAUGUAUCUAUUAAACGAUGUUCAAACAUCGAUUUAACAACAAUAAGACGAAGAUCUUCAUCGAUUCCAACUUUAUCAAAUGAUCUUGAGAACAAAAACAGUACAAUAAUUGCAGAGAAUGUUGUCAAUAUGGAUCAAAUGCUAAACCAUAUAAAAUCUCUCGAUUACCAUCACCACACAAUGAAUCAAUUUACAAAGAAGUCCAACGACAUUUAUGAAAGAAUUAGUUUAGACAAUAAUUCUUUAUUUGGUCAACAAUAUUUUACACCAAUAUCAACUUCAUUUCGUUUUUAG
This is a messenger RNA of Rotaria sordida, 1038 nucleotides long. The record is from the annotation of a GenBank genome assembly. NCBI's taxonomy places the organism in Eukaryota, Metazoa, Rotifera, Eurotatoria, Philodinida, Philodinidae.